AUGUUCCAUUCAUGGUUUCGGGCUUUUUCAGCCCGAAAAUACUGCCACGCACUUCGUCUACUGUCAAGAAAUGCUAGCACGAAGAGUUCUAUACCUAAUCAGAUCUCCAGAUUCUCAGAAAAUGGAAAUGGGGUUUUCUUGAAUGCUACAAAACAUGCAUACUUAUGCACGAUACCCGAGCAUGAAGUCCAGAAUGAUUUGUUAGGUCCUGUUGUUUUGUCACCAUCAAAGGACUCCAACAAAGAAACAAAAGAAAUCCAAGAAAUCGCUGAUCACUCUGAUUGUGAUGAGCCGAAAGAAAAACUGAUAUCUUCAAAAACAAUUGAUUUCACCAAAAUUUCUAUUGAGAAGCUUCCGACCGUCAUUAUCAUAGGGCGUCCAAAUGUCGGAAAAUCGGCAUUGUUUAACCGUUUGAUUCGGAGGAGGGAGGCUCUUGUUUACAACACCCCUACUGACCAUGUCACACGUGACAUACGGGAUGGUGUUGCUAAAGUGGGUGAUUUGCGGUUUCGUGUUCUGGAUUCAGCUGGACUGGAGGCAGAGGCAUCUUCAGGUUCUGUUCUUGGGAGAACUGCUGCCAUGACAGAAGAUGUGAUGUCAAGGGCUCACUUUAUUCUCUUUCUCAUUGAUGCAAGAGAUGGACUGCAACCCAUGGAUUUGGAUGUUGGAAAGUGGUUGAGAAAGCAUGCAGCGGGUAUCAAGACUGUUGUCGUAAUGAAUAAAUCAGAGCUGCUUGAUGACAUUAAUGGUACUCUAGCUUCUGCUGCUGCUGAGGCUUAUACAUUAGGGUUCGGUGAUCCCAUUUCUCUGUCUGCUGAAACUGGAUUUGGGAUGACGGAGUUGUAUGCAGCUCUGAGGCCAUACCUGGAAGACUUUGUACUCAAGUUCAUAGAUGAUGAGGAUGUGUUGGGCAACGGCUCCUCUGAGGAAGAGGACACCGACUCAAAGCUUCCAUUGCAAUUGGCAAUUGUAGGGAGGCCAAAUGUAGGGAAGUCUACUUUGCUAAAUGCCUUACUACAAGAGAAUCGAGUUUUAGUUGGACCUGAAGCUGGCUUGACGAGAGAUUCCAUCCGAGUUCAAUUUCAGUAUGAAGGGAGAAACGUCUAUCUCGUCGACACUGCAGGCUGGUUGGAGAGAACAAAGCAGGACAAGGGUCCAUCAUCGUUGAGCAUUGUGCAGACGAGGAAGCAUCUCAUGAGGGCUCACGUGGUUGCUUUGGUUCUUGAUGCUGAAGAGAUUGCAAAAGGUAGACGGAGCAUGAAUCAUGCUGAAGUAGUCAUUGCCAGGCGGGCUAUCGAGGAAGGGCGGGGUUUGGUGGUUGUGGUUAACAAGAUGGAUCUUUUGAGAGGGAAAAAGAAUGCAAAAAUGUACGAAAGUGUUAUCAAUGCCGUGCCUGAAGAAAUUCAGACUCUGAUACCACAGGUGACUGGUAUACCUGUGGUAUUUGUUUCUGCAAUAGAAGGUAAAGGCCGGUUGUCCAUGAUGCGCCAAGUAAUCGAUACAUAUGAGAAAUGGUGCCGCAGGCUGUCGACAGCUCGUCUCAACCGAUGGCUUCGCAAGGUUAUGAGCAGGCAUUCCUGGAAAGAUCAGUCAGCCCAGCCGAAGGUAAAGUACUUCACUCAGGUGAAGGCCCGGCCCCCCACGUUUGUGGCGUUUGUGAGCGGGAAGGCCCGGCUCUCAGAAACGGACCUGAGGUUCCUUACAAAGUCACUCAAGGAGGAUUUCGACUUGGGAGGGAUUCCAGUGCGGAUAAUGCAGCGUGUGGUGGUUAGGAACUCUGAGGGUAAAGACGUCACAGGCAGGAAGAGCACACGGCCGGGCAGGAAAGUGUGUGAACGAAUGGCGUCGGCCAAGAGAAGGAUUGCUGUCUCUUCGGAAAAUGUCCUUGCUGCAUGA
Messenger RNA from Striga hermonthica, 1896 nucleotides. Lineage: Eukaryota; Viridiplantae; Streptophyta; Magnoliopsida; Lamiales; Orobanchaceae. The record is from the annotation of a GenBank genome assembly.